UGAAGCUUCAUUUUCCCGCAAAAUGGAACCUCAAGAUCAAGAAUGCUGUAUUCUAAGGGAGAAGCCGAGUUGUAAGAGAAUCCCAGAAGAUGGGGUUUCAAGGAGAAGGCAGCCAUUAUCAUCUACAGCCGAGAAUGCUGAAAAACCUCAAAGAUUCAGCGGUUCAAAAUCAGAGAAACCUGGUUUCAGAAUUGUUAUAGGAAAAUCAAGUCCAGGAGGCAGAUUAAAAAUGACCAUUCCUAAAGACUUUGCACAAAAUUAUUUACCCGAAGAGGUUGGAAGAAUCAGAAUUCAGACUUUAGAUGGUGGAAGUUGGUCACUUUUGUACAAAUGGAGUCCAAGCCGAGGAGGUUUUGCUUAUAUUUCAAGAGGGUGGAAGYGCUUUGCAGAGGAAAAUCUCUUGAAAAAAGGAGAUGUUGGAUUCUUUCAAAUGAUUGAAAAAGAUCAAUUUUUAUUCACCAUAGAAGAGACCUCUGCCUCUGCUUCCCAUUCGCCAAAGAAUAAUGCUGCAACUAUCAGAAAUCCAUUCUUUGAAGUUGAUGUUUGCUUCAAAAGCUACCAAUGUUCGACUCUGAACAUUCCAAUGGGGUUCGCGAAGAAGCAUCUUUCACCAGUAGUGCACGGUGCGAGGCUUGAAGUAGGGCAAAAGCAAUGGAAUGUGAGGAUUAAGAAUUACGAGAAGUGUAUGAGAUUCACAUCUGGGUGGGGCAUAUUUCAUAGGGAAAAUUGCUUGCAAGAUGAAGAUACUUGCAUAUUUGAGCUGCUCAACAAGAAUGAUUCACACUGUGCUUUCAAAGUUACCAUUUUUAAGAAAGCUACUUCCUCAGUGGAGGAAAUAUAAUGGUUUUCAA
Messenger RNA from Momordica charantia (bitter melon), 851 nucleotides. RefSeq names its product B3 domain-containing transcription factor VRN1-like. Gene Ontology annotation, molecular function: DNA binding. NCBI's taxonomy places the organism in Eukaryota, Viridiplantae, Streptophyta, Magnoliopsida, Cucurbitales, Cucurbitaceae. The record is from RefSeq and is a predicted model, not a curated record.